GUCCACAACACGACGGUUUCCGUUUGUCGCCAAGCUCGUAUCGCCGUCUGCAGGUACCCUGAUGUUAUGUUGUCGCCUGUGUUUUCUUCCGUCUAGUGCCGUUGUCGUCGGCCGGCUCAUGGCUGACGUCUUUCGCAAGCUGCCGUUGCUGCUUCUCGCCGUCUUCUUGCUGGUGGUCGUCAUAGUGUUCCACGUGUGUUUCCUCGGGAACGCGCAGCGGCGUCGACGUAGACGAACUCUGCCGAUGAAGCCCGUCCGGACGGACACAUGGCAGGGAUCCCCCAGGGGAGGAGGGGAGCACGUAGUGAGUAGGCGAGCCGUUGGAAGUUCUUCUUCGGCUUGUAGGUUGUCGCUGCCGGUCGACAAUUGUGCAUUGCCGCUGCAUUUGCAACCCCUCCCAGACUCAUCUGAUGAGCAGGAGAGGGAGGGACGGGGUCACACUGUUCCGUUGGGUAGUGGAUCUACGCAGGAAUGGGCUUGGACGGAGCUGUGUGGUGGGAGUGCCGGCAUGCACGCGCAGUCCUUCACUGAACUGCUGCGGCCGGGCAUCGACGGGGAAGAAGGAGACGGCGGAGUGAACCUCUCUUCCGGUCAGUCUACGGGGAGGUGUGGAAGCCGGACGCGCACAGUGAUCGUCAAUCCCCAUCCUGGCGAUGACGGCGGGCGGUUAACCGCUGUGGACAGAUCAUUGAAAUCCACCGGCGCGCAGCAGUGCCAGGGACGAUCGACUUCCAUCUCCAGGACCGCGCAGGGGCGCCCACAGUUCAUGCGGUCAUUGUCUCCGGUGUAUGUUGCGUCCAACCUGGGACAUCGAGGAGGCAUUGUCGCGGAAGGGGGGGGGAACUUGGACGACGUCGACGGGAGGUUACUGUGGGCGGAGCAACGACGGGAGUUAAGGGAGGGUCGAGAGGAAGCAAUCAGGCGGGGGGUGGAGCAUUUGAGGAUGGACAGGCAGGCGAAAGAAGUUGAGGAGCCAGAUGCGGGGCUUCCGUCCGAAGAAGACGACGACGACAGCGAAGAAGGAGGGGACGGGAACGGGGGUCACGCCUCGCCAUCGGAGAACAGCGACAUGGGUGGGAAGGGCGGCAAGACGCAGGCGAGGAGCGGGAAUGGUCGUGGGCGGCCGAAGAAAGCACAAGCAAAGCCGAACGACGUUGACGGCGACGGCGAGGCAGAGGAGAAGCGGAAAUUUUGGAGUGUCGAACAUAUCAUCGCCCUCAUACGGGCGAAACGCGAUCAGGAUGCGCACUUGCAGGGGAUGGGCCACGUGUACAGCCGGAUGAAGGCGAGGGAGGGAAUCGACUUCUUCCAGUUGAGCGCGAAGGAGAGGGCGAGCAAGGGCUUCAAUUUCAACAUGGAUCACGCUGUUUACGACGAGAUUGAAGGGUCCACAGGUUUUAAUGAAACCAUCAACCCGAAAAACGUUCCAGACACUGGUGCCUCUCGCGGUGUGCGUUUGCCGUCCACGUCGAAUGGUGAUCGUGAAGCAGUUGGUGAUGCCGACGCCGGUGCGGGGGGAGACGAUGAGGAGGGGGGAUCGACUCGUGGUUCUUCCCAGACGACGGGCAGCCCUGGUGCAUUUGGAAAGAGGAAGAGCACGCGACAACAGACGUUCGAGGCAAUGACCGAUUGCAUGGAGAAGCACGGUGCGUUGAUGGCGGCCACGAUGGAGAGUGCCGACAAGCGGCAAUGCAGCAUUCAGCUACGACAAUGUGAGGCUUUAGAAGUUGGAGUGCAGGUGCAGAAGACACACUACGCCGCGUCCGAUGAAGUCAGCAAACUCAUUUCCCAGGCUGUGAUCGACGUGUCUGCGAAGCGAUCCCCUGCGCCGCAGCCACGUAGGGAGGCAGUUCCGGUAGUGCACGAAGUGGCGGACGGUGCGAAGGCGGGCGAUGGCGGGGCGGUAGGCGAAGACGACGAAGCCCUGGUGAACAAGCUGCGCGGGCAACAAGAAGAUCGAAGACGGGUCGGAGUUGAGGGCGGCAAGGAAAGGGCGUUAAAGGUGGAGACCAUUGCGAAGAGGGCGAUCCACGGCUGGAUUUUCAAGUCCGAUAGCAGACACAAGGGGUAUCACUUGGCGUACCAGUACGCCUUGAACCACGCGGCGACGGACAUCGCCAGAGCGAUGUGGGCAUCGGAGGACUGGCGUUCGUUAGUCAGCCCGAUGGUGAUUCGUAACACGCUGGAGUUGGGUAUGAAGCUCCCUUUGUGGUUCGUCGGAGCGAAUGUGGUGGACAGGCACCAGGAUGACGAGUGCGCGGCUUACGAGGAGGCCAUAGCUCAACGUUUGGUGCACGAUUUCAGCAAUGUGGUGGAGGCGGCGCAGGUGAUGGACUCGGGGCGUGUUUCUUACGAGUGGCUGAAAUCCCUUGCGGAGGCGAUGAGAUAUUUGCUGGCAGCGGCGGCGUGGAUAAUGAGGAUGGUUGGGGACGACUCAAGAUCGCACUACGACUCCUGGGUUUUCGUGCAGUUGACGGCGAAGACCACCCUUCUUGCUUCCAUGGAUCGCCAUUUUGACUCGCGUCGUCAUGUCUUGCAAGCCGCAACUGUCAUGACAGACAAACUGGGAAGACCGCCUCCGACCUUCGCUUCCCCCCCACUCUACAUCCCCGACUGGGCGUCCAAGUGCGGCGUCACGUUCAAUCACGAUGCGACUUUGUCCUCCCCGAUGGAAGCGACGAAGAUGGAGUGGAUCGGCACAGGCCCCCCUGAGGAGGAAGACGACGACGACGAAGAUGUUGAUGGCGCCGAGGGUGGGUGAUAGUGGGAGUCGAAGUCGAAGGACUGCCGGCGAGGGUGGGUGAUAGUAGGAGUCGAAGGCGAUCGUUGGCGGCAGGGUUUUUAAGUCUUCUACACCCACACCACCGACGAUCCUUAGGUUUGAAGUGCACAUACUUUGCGUCGUUUGGUGUGUACUCAUUAGGUUUUGUAGCGGACGACACAUGUUUUGUCUUUUUUGAAGUAGGGUACACGGUUGUUACGUUCAUUUCGAUUGAACGCCGUGUAUUUCAUUUUAUGAUUGUCCUUCACAUUCUCUUUUAUCUGAGUUGUCGACCUGCAUUCGUUGUGGAAUUUGACGAAGCGGAGGCUUCGUCAACCAUGAUUUGUACGUGCUUAUUUUGAUAUUAACGCGCCGUCAAACGGUGUUCUUCUUUUACAUUCAAAUAAUGGGGCUCAUGUACUGUGUGGGCGAUGGGACAUGUGCCUUUCUUUUGGGGAUGUGUCCACUUGAUGGGAAUCACUUCAAAAUGAACAUCAGGAAGUACU
This is a messenger RNA of Chara braunii, 3267 nucleotides long. NCBI's taxonomy places the organism in Eukaryota, Viridiplantae, Streptophyta, Charophyceae, Charales, Characeae. The record is from the annotation of a GenBank genome assembly.